AUGUCAUCACCACGCCAUUUUGGCACUAUUUCCUCCCCAAAUCAUGUCGGCACGCCUACCGAGCAGGAUCCCUCAGCAAUCAGGGGCGCUUCUUCACAGAGCAAGCCGAUUCGGCUAGCCUUAGCCUGCAACCAGUGUCGAAAGCGGAAGGUUCGCUGUGACGCCCAGCAGCCGAAAUGCCGUAACUGCAGUGUCAGAGGCGACACAUGUGAAACGUCGGACCCCCGAAAGUCGAGCCACCUCCCUGCUGUCCGCCGACGAGCUGCCAAACGCUGGCAGUCAAAGACUCGGCAGCAAGUAGCCCCUACUCCGUCACCGGCCCACCUCUCGCCGGUCGCGCUCCAGCUCCCUGCAGCUACUCCAGACGCAGGGAGCACUAUCAAUUCGGUGCUGAACCCGAUCGGCCCUGCCCCGAGAACCCUGCUGGGUCAGGAUUCGCCGGAUGCAAGAGAUGCCACCCGAAGUUCCGCUUUACCCGGAUCAUCCGCGAGCCCAGCUCUCUCAUCCUCAUGCACAAACAAAAGUGAGAGACUAGGAGAAAACCACUUUUCAUGGCAGUCUAGGGCAUACCAGGAGAGCACUGCCGCUCAAAUUCAAGAUGGUCGACCGGGACUUCAUAUGAUAGGGCAGGGUGCCACUGAGACCCCAUUUACACAGGAUGAGGCAGUCAACACGGAUAGUACAGAAGAGAGAGUCAAGGUGAGUGAUGGUCAUUCCUUUCGGCGUUAUCAAAACUCCUUUCUGACGUUUUAUGACAUUCAGCACGUUGGUGCUAGCAGUGUGCAGUGCCUCUUCAAUUUUGUCGACCUGCAUCUCGCAAGGUACGGUUUUAGCCAGGCCGCUCCAUUAUUUAGACAUGGCAUGUCACACACGGAAGAAUUUCCUAUGCCUCUCAUACCCGAGCUAUCACUGCUGCCGGACCGUCAAUGCCUGACUACCUACACUGAUGCCUUCUUUGCACGAUUGUGGCCAAUCUACCCCGUUGUCGACCAAGCGACCUUCAAAGCAGACAUCGCGACGAUUUUCGCAUUGCAGGAGGCUGGGGCCGAAGCAUGGCAGAAAAAAGUUACACUUGCUCAGGUUCCUGCUCUUGUUAGUGCGUAUGCAAUUAUUUCACUGGGUAUGAACGAGACAUCCGAUGACUCAGAACUGAGCUUCGAAUGCCUUAUAGCCAGCCACAGUCUUCAUGGACAUCUAACCGCCUUACCGUAUCUGACGAGCGUGCAAGCUCUAUUCCUUUUGUCUCUUGCAUUGAGAGCCUUUGCGAAGGAUGGCCAGGCGUGGCAUAUUCUCGGGCAUGCAAUCCGGGUGGCCCAAUCCAUCGGACUACAUAAAGCAGCUACAAAUGCGUCUGAACAGAAGUUCACACUUGGGCCUGGCUCACAAUCUCUACAAGAACGGGUCUGGUGGUCCUGCUUCGCCUUGGAGAAGCUCAUGCAGCUAGAGUGCGGUAGACCAUCCAUCAUUGACAGAAGCUAUGAUUCCGUCUAUUUCGACUAUCAAACUGACAAGAAUGCGGAUCAGAACAUCCCGUACUUCAGCGCAUGGAUUGCAUUGAGUACAAUCAUGGGUCGAAUCUCGAACCGUCUAUACUCACACAGGUUUCAGGGCGGAUCCGCUGAGAUGCUCAGCGAGGUUGCAAAACUAGACCAGGAGCUUUUGGAGUGGGGGAAUUCAUUACCACAUACGCUGAAGCCCUGGAACACAUCUACGAACUAUUCGAAGGAUGAGCAUAAGCUCAUUUCAGCCUUUCUUUCCCAACAGUAUUACCACGUCAGUCGCCUGAAACCCAGUACGGUAAAAUUAAUACUAAGCAAACAACAGGCGCAGCUCAGUGUCAUGCGCUUUGCGGUCAUCUUUCCACAGAAAAGCAUUGACCGAGAAGUCUCGAAGAACAAGGAUGAUUUGCCAAGCCACUCCCGCCUCUUGAAUGGAGCAUCAAUCUGCGCAAGUGCAGCAAGAUCCAUCAUAACCCAGUCUCUUGAAAUGGCCGACAGCCGUUUGCAAUCCGCCCUGCUUGCGGCUCCUCCUACCUAUUUAGCCGCAGUAGUCCUCGCUCUCGGCGUUCUUCGACAGCCAAACAACAGACUUGUUAGGUCGGACGUUGAGCUUUUGGCCUCUGCCACCGAGAUUGUAGAGACCUGGUAUCUUCAACGUGGCUUUGAGCUUACUUUCACCCAAACAUGCACGCACCUGCGCGAACGAGUUGUCUCCAUAUUUCAGCGGUCCGACGGCAGCAUUCGAAAACCUGUCAUGGACAUUCCUAGAGGGCUUGGUGCCGAGACGACUGCUGGACAGCAAGAGCGACAAGAAGUCCCAAGAACAGGUGAACAUCUAAUAUCGCAACACGGUCCCCAAUAUUUUGAGAGAUCGGGUCCGAUCGAUGAGACGUCUGAUCCUUUUGGGAACUUUGAGUUCGAGGACUUAUGGAACAUGACAGACAUGAAUUUUAUGGCCUAUGAAGAAAAUCAAUUUGUUACACAAUAG
This is a messenger RNA of Penicillium longicatenatum, 2487 nucleotides long. RefSeq lists its product as uncharacterized. The record is from RefSeq and is a predicted model, not a curated record. The transcript has a single exon. NCBI's taxonomy places the organism in Eukaryota, Fungi, Ascomycota, Eurotiomycetes, Eurotiales, Aspergillaceae. Bases 1 to 2487 code for a protein of 828 amino acids. Gene Ontology annotation, molecular function: zinc ion binding; DNA-binding transcription factor activity, RNA polymerase II-specific; DNA binding. Gene Ontology annotation, biological process: regulation of DNA-templated transcription; DNA-templated transcription.